Messenger RNA from Zonotrichia leucophrys gambelii, 780 nucleotides. RefSeq names its product transmembrane protein 74B (gene TMEM74B). The record is from RefSeq and is a predicted model, not a curated record. Bases 1 to 780 code for a protein of 259 amino acids. NCBI's taxonomy places the organism in Eukaryota, Metazoa, Chordata, Aves, Passeriformes, Passerellidae. The transcript has 2 exons.
AUGUGUGUGCCCCCCGUACGUGUGUGUGUGUGCGUGUGCGUGCGGCGGCCGUGCGCGACCGCGGCUCGGGGCACCCACCGCCCGCCCCGCGGCGGCACCGGCACCUGCCCGGGGAGCCGGGGAGGCGGCGGGGGUAGGCAGCCCGACGCGGGGGAACGGGAGGGGAAGCGGGGCAGCUCGGUGCGGGCAUCGGCGGGGAGGGCAGACCGAGCGGAGAAGCGGGAGCGGAGCCCGCGGAGCAUCCCGUCCCGCUUCCACCGCUCACCUUCGGCCGCGCAGGCCGGCGGCGGUUCCAUGGCGUCCCCGCGGGCGGCGGAGCUGCGGAGCCCGGACGAGGCGGCGGCGGGUGCGGGGGCCGGUGCGGGCGCGGGGGGGCCGGUGCCGGCGGGCCCGGGGCUGGCUCUGGCGCUGGGCUGCGCUCUGGGCGGCGCGGCGCUGGUGGUGCUGGCGGGGGCCGUUCCGCGGGCGGCGCGGCCCGACCCCGCCGUGCCGGCGCGGCAGAUGGAGCGGCUGGAGGCUCGGGCAGCCCGGCUCCGCGCCCGCCUCGACCGCUGCACCGUGGCCGGGCUGGCGCUGCUGGCCCUGGGCGGGCUCCUGCUCGCCGCCCUGCUGCUGGCCGCCGCCGCCGCCCGCCGCCGCGCCCGGGCCGCCCGCCGCACCGGGGGCACGUAUGGCUCGGUACGGCUGCGGCUGCGGAGGCUGUCAGCUGAGGGGACGCGGGCGCUGCUCGAGAGCCAGCUGAGCCCCCCAGCCCAGCCCCCCGAGGGGCCCGGCUCCUAG